GGCGCAAGCUUUGACGGCAGGCGAAUGAUGGCGCAGAAGGCAACCCGUAAUCCAAGCAGCGGGGGCCUGUGGCGCCGAAACGCCGACAGCCGCAUCCCCAGCCACAGAGCCCGCUUACCAGGAACCAGGGCGCACUAAAGUCCCCGUGUCGUCAGAGCCCGGGGGAGCCCACGCCUUGCAACGCAGGGCUGCAAUCUCUUUCCGUCUUCGUCGAAGGGACCCCUCUCGCACAAUGCCCGCCCCAACAACACAUCGGCGCGCCAAUUCUCCGGCUCUUGUUCCAUAGGAUGUGACGAAAUCGAGUCUCGAGCAACAACACGCCAGCAGCAGCAGCUCCCUCUACGCUCCACUCUGCACGCAGUAUAGUUUGUUUUUUUGCGCAGGACCGCUUCGGUCGCCAUGCCACCAUCGAAAGCCGCCCGAGGCGGUCAGGAUGACUCCAAGACCGACACCCAAUCCACCAAGGAUAAGAACGGAAGCGGCGGCGGAACCAAGAUGCGGAGAGUUGCAAGCAACGCGGGCUCCAACCUGCGCGAGGUGACAAACGCAAAUGCCACAACCACCGCUGCUGCCGCGCCGGAUUCGACAGCCAACACACAGGAGGCCAGCACUCCAGGACUACAAUGGCCCGCUUUUGACAGGGACGUCCUCCAUGCCUACCGCCGAGCCUACCGCCUCAGGACGCCGACCGCCUUCGUCAGCGAUCACCACGAAUGGGUGCUGACUCAACCGGGUAGCAUUGGGCUCUACUCCCCCACGAUCGCGCGACGCAAAGAGCUCCGAAGACAAACCAAGGAUCAGUUGACCAAUGUAGUGCGAAAGCACUUCAACGGCAUGGGCAUCCAGGAGAACGAUAUCAUCGUCGACUUCCUUCACAAGGUGCGGAGCCAAGGGGUGAAAAAGGGAAGGCCACCACGGCGCGAGUAUAUACAUCUUGAAGGCGAGCGAUAAUUCAAAUCAGAAUACGCGCACGUCCAAUCAAUCUCUUUUACUGUCUACGGAGUAUAGAAUGGGUCCUCCCAUAUGGGCCGCAAAUUGUGUGUCC
Messenger RNA from Thermothelomyces thermophilus ATCC 42464, 1045 nucleotides. RefSeq lists its product as uncharacterized. Gene Ontology annotation, molecular function: transcription coregulator activity; protein binding. NCBI's taxonomy places the organism in Eukaryota, Fungi, Ascomycota, Sordariomycetes, Sordariales, Chaetomiaceae. Gene Ontology annotation, biological process: regulation of DNA-templated transcription. Bases 400 to 951 code for a protein of 183 amino acids. Gene Ontology annotation, cellular component: histone deacetylase complex. The transcript has 2 exons. The record is from RefSeq and is a predicted model, not a curated record.